CUCUACUUACUUGUAUAAAAUUAGUGAAAUUUGGAAAAGUUUAACUUAACACAGAAGUGCAUAGCUCACUUGUAUUUUUGCCAAAGUUUAUGAUUUUGCGGGUCUCGAGCAGGUACUUACUGCGCCUUGUCUUUAUUGUUUUCUUGUAGAGUAAUUUCCCUAACUCUCUUCCGUGAGACUGAGACAUCUCAUUCUCACCGUUCCUCUUCUCCCCUUUUCCUUUGUCCACCGCUUGUCUCCAAAUUUGUGAAUCUGGUUUUCUCCGCUCCUAGGAAUCUAGAAAUCUGGUUGUAUCCACUCGUCCCAGUAAUCCACCGAAAUCUGGUCGCCCAUGGUCUCUGUCGCCCGCAAAUUGAGGUAUUAUGGCUGAGGUCUGGGCUGAAGAGGGUGAGGAACCUUCGAUCUAAUUAGGAGAGCCAGGUUUGAAGCGCGGGUCGCCGGCCGCCUACUUUGAGAACACAUAGGUCGUCGUGCCUAUUGCUGCUCUAAAUCUUUGAGGACGCUGCCAUGAAUUGCUCUAUACCAAUGAUUAAUCUCUGAUGAGUCUACACCAACAGCGCCUUGAGAUUCCAUUUAGGAGGGACAAUCACAAAACACAUGAGGCACGUUGGCAGAUUGCCAAGGGGCAUUAUUGCUCUUCUCUAGAAGCUGCAGCUUGUCAAAUCACUUAUGCACAUUUUUUGGUCUAGCUGAUUCGUAUGGCACUACUUUCCGGUAAAGAACUGUAGUGCACUUGGCUACAAAAAGGAGCUAGGAGAGAGUAGCGAUGACAUAGUUAUUCGUCACUUAGACAAACACUGUUUUGACGCUUCAGUCUCAUCUCUUGAUUUCCAAUGAGAAGGUUUCGGGGCUACAAUCGAGCAGAUGUGGCCGCAAAACUGAACGUGAGCAUUAGAUCCCAGGAAAGUCCAGGGCGUACAAUUUCAGAUUGCUUGUACUUGUUGUCAUUUGGAGCACAGACUUCAUUAUCGUGCAGCAAACGGCCGCUGGGAUCGUCCGGUUGCCAAUCGCCGGGAUCAUCUGGCCGAAUACUUGGUCGACCUGAUCUGCUUGAUCCAUGGAUUUAGCGGAGUCAGACGGUUGCUGGGAUCUUGUCAAGCAGCAGAUGUUCGCCGAGAUCGUCCGGCCGCCAAUCGCCGAGAUCGUCUGGCCGACUGAUGGUCGCCGGGAUCGUCGGGAUGCCAAUCAAUUGGAUCGUCUGCUUGGUCGAUGUGAUCUGCUUGAUGCAUGGAUUGUGCACUUCUAGAUCAGGACACGGGGGGCAAAGCUGGGCGUGAGGAUUCUACAAUACAUGAGAGGAGCAGAUGGAACUUAGAGAGGCGGCGUCUUGAGACUUGAUAUUCCUUUAGGGUACGUAUCAUUGUUUUUUGUAGAAGAAGAAGAUGAGCACACACCAAUGAUUGAUUGUUGAAGAGGUGCGUGGAAAAUUAAGUCAUGGCACAGAUCACCAUGGAGGGACAGUGGGAGCAAGAAAAGAACGAUGAUGUGAACACUGGGUUUGACGUCGGCAUCGGAAGCCAUGGUGAGUACAGCCUGAUGUUGCAAGAUCUUAGAGUUGAUCUGGAUGGCCUGCUUGGACUUGGGAAGAACACCAACAUGUGCAAAAAUGGUGAUGCUAGCACAACAACUGCUGAGCAAGACAAUAGCAAUGACAGCGCGAGGAGAGCAGACUGGAGUGGAAGGUGUCACAACCGAGACCAAGUGCAUCAGCUCGAAAUUGUGUUCCGGGAAAACCAACAUCCUGAUGAAAAAGAGCGCGCGGACCUUUCAAGGAGGCUUGGCAUAACUGGAAAGCAGGUCAAGUUCUGGUUCCAGAACCGACGAUACUCCCAAAAGACCCAGGGACGGAAGGAGACAAAUGAGCUUAGAGAAGAGAAUGAGUCGCUAAAAGCUGAACACCUAACCCUCAUGUCCGCAAUAGACGAUAGUAGGUGCCUCACAUGCAGUGGGCGGAUGAUGCAUCGUACAUCUUUUGGUGGGCCAGUGACAGUUAAUGGACUAUGUCAGUCUGUACCGCCGGUCCAGAAUUUGCAUCAAGCCAACUGA
Lolium perenne is the source of this 2046-nucleotide messenger RNA. The record is from RefSeq and is a predicted model, not a curated record. NCBI's taxonomy places the organism in Eukaryota, Viridiplantae, Streptophyta, Magnoliopsida, Poales, Poaceae.